AUGCCUUUAAAACACACUAAGUUCUUAUUUGUAACCGGCGGAGUUGUAUCCGGGUUAGGUAAAGGUGUCUCAGCUGCGGCGCUGGGACGUUUACUUAAAGCCCGUAAUUACCGCGUUUUUGUCCAAAAAUUUGACCCCUACUAUAACGUUGAUCCGGGCACGAUGAGCCCCUACCAGCACGGCGAAGUUUUUGUGACCGUCGACGGCGGUGAGACCGACUUAGACCUAGGUCACUACGAGCGUUUUAUCGGCGAAACUUUCACCAAGGACUCAAACUACACCCAGGGUAAAUUGAUGCAAGAGUUGCUUGAGGAAGAAAGGCUGGGCGUUUACCACGGCAAAACGAUCCAAGCCAUUCCCCACGUAACCAACAAAAUCAUCCAUAAAAUCGAGCAAGUCGCGCUCAGUUCCAAAGCCGACUUUAUCAUCACCGAAGUCGGCGGAACAGUUGGCGACAUCGAAUCGCAACCGUUUUUACAAGCGCUCUGGGAAUUCUCACACCGCUACCGGGGGCAAACUUUUUUGAUCCACUGCUCGUUUAUUCCCUACCUAAAAGCUUCCGAGGAAUUCAAAACUAAACCGACCCAGCACUCGGUGCGCCAACUUCACGCCAGCGGCCUCACACCAAACAUGAUUUUACUGCGCGCUAACUCGGCCAUUCCCGCUUCGAUCGCCGAAAAAACGGCGGCGCUAACUUUUGUNCCCGCUUGGCGAGCCUCUAAAAUGUACUGGUGA
This is a messenger RNA of Centruroides sculpturatus (bark scorpion), 735 nucleotides long. Its product is annotated as CTP synthase-like. The record is from RefSeq and is a predicted model, not a curated record. NCBI's taxonomy places the organism in Eukaryota, Metazoa, Arthropoda, Arachnida, Scorpiones, Buthidae. Gene Ontology annotation, biological process: pyrimidine nucleobase biosynthetic process; CTP biosynthetic process. Bases 1 to 735 code for a protein of 244 amino acids. Gene Ontology annotation, molecular function: identical protein binding; CTP synthase activity. The transcript has a single exon. Gene Ontology annotation, cellular component: cytosol.